Fraxinus pennsylvanica is the source of this 348-nucleotide messenger RNA. The record is from the annotation of a GenBank genome assembly. NCBI's taxonomy places the organism in Eukaryota, Viridiplantae, Streptophyta, Magnoliopsida, Lamiales, Oleaceae.
AUGGACGCAAACGUGACGGUAAAUUGUGUUCAUCCCGGGGUGGCGAGAACUAGACUCACUAGAGAUCGCGAAGGCCUCAUUACUGAUUUUUUGUUCUUCUUGGCUUCAAAAUUUUUGAAGACGAUUCCUCAGGCGGCUGCUACGACUUGCUAUGUUGCUACACAUCCAAGACUCGUAAAUGUGAGUGGAAAAUACUUUUCUGAUUGUAACGAAGCUUCAACCUCCAACCUAGGAUCCAAUACGACCGAGGCUGCAAGGUUAUGGAUAGCAUCGGAAAUCAUGGUUAAUUUCAAGGGCGUUAAAGACACUUUAUCCCUUGGAUUAAGCCAUAUUAAUCAAAAUAAAUGA